AUGACACGUCGUUAUGGGCCACUUACUUUAACAAUUAUGCCUACAUCACACGAUGAUACACCGGAUUUUCGUGAAGCGUUUUUAUUAUUCGAUGAUCGUGGUGAUGAACGUAUACCUAAACAAUUAUUUGGUGAAGUAGUUCGUGCUGUUGGUUUAAAUCCAUCUGAAGCAAAUAUCAAAGGUACAAUACAAGGAAUUAAAGGUGACAGAAUAUCAUUUGAAGAAUUUAUACCACUCUAUGAAUCUUUAGCAAAAAAAAAAGAUAAUAUGAAUGAAAAUGAACUAAUUGAAGGUUUGAAAGUAUUUGAUAAAGAACAAAACGGGUUAAUGUCAUCUGCCGAACUUCGACAUUUAUUAACAAAUCUUGGUGAACGUUUAAAUGAUGAUGAAGUUGAACAAUUAUUAGCGGGUGUUGAGGAUAAAAAUGGAAAUGUUAAUUAUGAAGAAUGGAUAAGAAAAUUAUUAAAACAUUAA
Molecule: messenger RNA, 474 nt
Organism: Didymodactylos carnosus
Lineage: Eukaryota; Metazoa; Rotifera; Eurotatoria; Philodinida; Philodinidae
Source: the annotation of a GenBank genome assembly